Molecule: messenger RNA, 894 nt
Organism: Ascoidea rubescens DSM 1968
Lineage: Eukaryota; Fungi; Ascomycota; Saccharomycetes; Ascoideales; Ascoideaceae
Product: enoyl-CoA hydratase/isomerase family protein
Exons: 1
Coding region: 1-894 (297 amino acids)
Biological process (GO): fatty acid beta-oxidation
Cellular component (GO): peroxisomal matrix
Source: RefSeq, a predicted model, not a curated record
AUGGGGCAAAACAAUUCACUAUCAAAUAGAAUCCUUUACCAGGUUAAAGGAAAGAUAUCCAUAAUUACAUUAAACCAACCAGAUAAGUUAAAUGCACUAGGUGGUGAUGAUUACACUUACUUGGCUAAGUUGAUGGAAAAAAGCAAUAAGGAUCCUAGCACUGUAAUAACUUUGAUCAAUUCCUCAGGUCGAUAUUUUUCUAGUGGCGCUGAUUACAAAUUUAUUAAAAAAUACCAUGAACUUAUUAACGAUAAAAAAAACGAUGAAAAAGAGAUUGAAAGGCAAAACGAUCGCUUUUGGUUUAAUGAUUUUAUUCCAAGAAACUCUUACUUGACAGACUGUUUUAUAAACCACGGAAAGAUUAUAGUAGCAUGUCUUAAUGGACCUGCGAUUGGGCUAAGUGCAGCAAUGGUUGCACUUUCCGAUAUAAUCUACUCGAAGAAUGACGAUACGUUUUUAUUGUAUCCAUUCACGAAAAUUGGAUUGGUAACUGAGGGAUCGACUUCGUAUUCAUUGUUAUUACGAUUGGGCUUAUCAAGGACGAACGAAGCGUUGUUAUUAUCAAAGCCGAUUUACAAUAAAGACUUGGUUAGUUGCGGGUUUGUUAAUAAAUGCUAUAAUAUGGAUGAUUAUAAUAAGAAGGAUCAGGUGGAGGUUAAUAAAUCGACAGAGAAAUUCAACGAGUUGAUUUUAAACGAGUUGAGUGAUUCCGUUAAGUUUUUGAAUGGUGAUUCAAUUAAAGACAUCAAAAAAUUGAUCAAUUCAAAUAUAAGGCUCUAUUAUAAUAGUGCGAAUUCCAAAGAGGUGAUUCAAGGGUACAAGAAAUGGUUGACAGGAGUUCCCCAGAGGCAGUUUAUCAAUUUGGCGAAUAAAAACAUCAAACACAAGCUAUGA